This is a messenger RNA of Prorocentrum cordatum, 3039 nucleotides long. NCBI's taxonomy places the organism in Eukaryota, Dinophyceae, Prorocentrales, Prorocentraceae. The record is from the annotation of a GenBank genome assembly.
GCAGCUCGAGAAGAUCAGCAGGGACGGGAGCGACAAGGGCGCCGGCUUCCACUUGAGGUACGAGCACGCGAAGAGGUGCAUCGAGGCAGUGAUGAACGUCUUGGUGAUGAAUUCCAGGCGGAACGUCCAGGACGACGUCGAGGAGGCUGCCGAGAAGAACGUGCUGUCGCAGGCGUGCGUCCGCUUCCUCCGCAGCGUCAGCGCCUCAGUGGACAUGAGGAGCGUCCACAUGCGCACCGUGCCCAUGCUUGAGAGCAUGGUCACCGUCCUCCGCCUCGAGGACCAGCUCGGGAGGCCAGAUGACCCGGACGUCUUCGUCGAGCGGACCUGGACUGGACGCUCCGUCCAGCCCCUGCUCCAGUGCCUCGAGGGUGCCCAGCGGCUGAAGAUGACUGGGAAGGUGGCCUUCAGGGUACUUGCUCGCAUGGCCGAUGUGCUCGAAGGCCACACGGACGACCAGCCCACCGAGGGGACUCAGCAGCUAGCGGCCCACGAGAAGGAGAUGUGGAACGAGAAGGCGAUGGCGGCAAGGACGCAGUACAUGAACGACAUAGAGCUCACAGACCAUGAGCUGCAGCUCAAGGUGUUCAGUUCGAACAGCGGUCCGGAGCGCAUCGUGCGCUACCUGUCGGACCUCAUGGACGUCCAGGCCCCGCAGGCGCAGGGGGGCCUGGCCUGGAACCCGCUGGAGUCCGAGGCGUUCGCCGACAGCGUCGCUCCCGACGGCCGCGGGCGCGGCGCCGACGGCUCCCGCGAGGCUGCCUUGCAGCCCCUGGAGCAGGGCACGGUCGCCGAAGCGCCGUCGCUGACCUUCCUGGGCGGCAAGGACCAGACCUUCUCUGGCACGAAGGUCGAGGAGACCGUCGAUCUGCGCAAGCAUUCGGAGUGGAAGGGCAGCAUCCAGGGGGCUACCACCAUCCUCUUCGAGGCCAGGUGGGACGCGCUGAAUUACGGUAGCCGCAUCAUCGAUUUCGGCUCCGGGGCGCCCAGGGAAAACAUCAUCAUCUGCAACCAAAAGGAGACCAACAACCUGAUGUUCCAGAUCUACAGCGGCGCAGAGCAAGCCAGUUUGGUGGUGGCCGAGUGCAUACAGGUGGGGCAGAUGAACAAGUACCUGUGCACGGUGAGCGCCUCGGGCCACAUGCGCGUGCUGCGCGACGGCGUGCUCGUGGGGGAGAAGACGCACGGCUGCGCGCCCGCCGCCUUCCGGAGGUCCACCCUGUUCGUCGGCAGGUCGCACUGGUCCAGGGACGCCCUCUUCUGCGGCGUCAUCAGGGACCUGAAGGUGUGGUGCGGGAAGGUCCUCGACUGGGACACCGCUGUGCCGGACCUUGCCGACGAGCAUGAGGAGGAGGGGGACCUGCAAGACGAGCGGCUGGACCGCCGGUACCUGAUGAAGUCCCUCCUCGACUGGGACGCCGGCGAGGAGCCCGUGCGCAGGCAGCCCCUCCAGGGCGUGGGUGCCGUCCAGGCGGCCGAGAGGCAGCAGCUGGACAGCCUGUGGCGCGCGGACGGCUCCAUCAACCCCGCGUAUCUGGUGUCGGCGGCGCUGCGGGGCCUCUUCGUGAUGCUGCGGACGUCCGGCCACGAUCGCCUCAAGCAGGCCACCGUGGCCUCGGUCCGCCACAAGGUGACGGUCGCGGGACUGCUGGCGGCGGUGUGCGCGUGCGACCCGCUGGACUGCUGUGUGGCGGCCAAGUUCCUGCGCCUGAUGACGGAGUCGCUGGAGAUGCCGCCCUCGCAGCUGCACGAGGAGUGGGAGCCCGACGGUGGCAGGCCAGGGGGCAGAGUGCGCGCGGUGGCCUGCUACCUCUUGAAGGGAUACGCGGCGCACCUUUUCGCCACGUCGCCCCACCUGGUGAAGCGUGCCGACCAGAAACUCGCCGAUCGGUUGGUCGUCAGAGGCCACAUGCUUGUCGAGCAGAUUGCCGCCUUUGCCUCCGUGGUGAGCCGCACGAUACCGUCUUGCAUCGUCUCACAGGAGAGGUUGGUGCAGAGCAGCUUCGUGGCCGCAUGCUUUGAGCAGCUCCUGCCGAUGGCCGUCGUCAAACCAAUCCUUGAGUUCGCGAUCAGGGCACAGGCCCAGGCUCAUCAAGAGUCGCACGACGAGCGCAGGCUGAUGGAGCUGGUCGAGCUGGCGUUGACGGGGCUGCUCGCGCACUGCCCCGCGGCCAGGUACGAGGUCCUGGAGGUGUUCAGCACCAUCAUGGUGCGCUCGCCGGAGAUCUGGGAGGGGUCGGCCUUCUUGAAUUCGCUGCUGGGCGGGAUGCAGUCGGGCGGGCACAGGGUCGACAUCGAGCAGUUCUUGAACAGAUUCGGCAGGGACUUUGCGGAGCCCCCCAUGAAGAGAGCAGAGAUCUACGCGGGGGAGGGGCCGCGCGAGCCGGACGAGGCCGACGAGCGGAUGCUCAGCCUCUGCAGGGUGGACGCGUUUCUGGACGGACAGAGUCUUCUGGUGCAGGACCCGAGCCACGAGACUGCCUGCAUGGCCUGUAUGCUCACGAACAGGGGGCUCUACAUCCUGGACCUGACGGUCGGAGACUACCCCAGGGCGCCGCACAUCGUGCUCUUCUACCCCUACUCGGACAUGACGCGGCUCGUCAGGGCCUUCGUGCCCUCGGCCCUGUACGUCGGCUGGGCGUGCAACCCCGCGGGCUCUGGGAAGCUCGAGGAGGAGUUCCUCACUCUCGUGUGCCACAACGAGGGCGACCGCCCGAGGAUGCUCGGCUCCCUGCACGCGUUGUCGCAGCCCCCCGGAGGCACGUACAAGCACCGGGUGCCCCUCCAGGCCGACAGCGCCAUGCGCGCUGCGAUGCAGAGGCUGCAGCUCGGCAGCACCACCCGCACCCUCGUGCUCAAGAGGGCCCGCUACGACCUGAGUCUGGUGCUUCUCGUGCUCACUGACCACGCGCUGCUUCUGUUCACGCCCGUCUUCGGCAACUGGCGGCCCCCGCCAGACGACGAGGCGCUGGAUGGGGACUACGACGAGGACGAGGACCCCGUCAGCGACCCGGCAGUGGACGCAUCGUCCCGCGAGGC